This is a messenger RNA of Colletotrichum truncatum, 1707 nucleotides long. Its product is annotated as transcription factor thi1. NCBI's taxonomy places the organism in Eukaryota, Fungi, Ascomycota, Sordariomycetes, Glomerellales, Glomerellaceae. Gene Ontology annotation, biological process: regulation of DNA-templated transcription. Gene Ontology annotation, molecular function: DNA-binding transcription factor activity, RNA polymerase II-specific; zinc ion binding. The record is from RefSeq and is a predicted model, not a curated record.
AUGGCUAUGGGGCCCCCUUUUCUCACGCUAACAAACAAAAGCUGCAAAUGGGCUGAUGUAAUCAUGGCCUGCGCCACACAACAACGUACUUGUUAUCGCCCCGUAACUUCCGUAUGCCCCCCCCCGGUAUCCGCGGCUUACCUGACCGGUGAGAAUCUUCCACUCGUUCCGAAAUCCAUAUUUGUAGCCCCGAAGCUUUCGGGCACCCUUGACGUUCUAUAUUCCCCGAAAAACGGCCUCCGUGUCCGAUGGUGGGCAGAUUUUCCAACUUGUGGUUCCCCCAACAGCCCAGCCGAACAAAUGCCAUGCGGGCAGCUUGACCGGCGACGUGUCGGGCACCGCUGUGCACCUUGCAAAAAGUCGCAUAUCAAGUGCGAUGGUGGCCGCCCUUGUUCAAGCUGUGUUACACGCGGCUCCGAGUGCACCACUUCCAAGGCCUCGUCGAACUUCCUGUUCGUGCCUCAAGGGGGUCCUUCCAGAAUCCCCAGAACCUUGAUACAGGACUCAUGGCGGUACAUCAGUACAUACUUCCAGGCGAUGGGCUCUCUCAUGCAAGCAUCUGUCUUACGGGGCGCUGCCGUGAUAGCCUUGUCUCAUGAAGACGAGAAUGUCAGCCGCACUUUGUCCAUCGUGGGAGCCUUGUACGGUUGCCGGAACCCCCAAGUCCUACAUAUCAAUGCGAAAGAGAGGCGGAAAGUCAUGAACACCUGGCUGCGACAGAGAUCUCUUAUCGAACUGGAACUGAAGAAGCCUGAAGUAGCCAGGUUUACCCCCAUUUUCAUCAGCGCCAUGUUGCUAGCAGUGGUCGAGCUAAUGUUAUGUCAAGAGGAUGGUCGUUUCCAAACAUGGCUUUCGAGAAUCUCAAUGUUUCUGAAGGCGUACAGCAAAAGCCAGCCAGCCUCCGCAUGGACUCCGUUCGAGAGAGAUUUAGUUCGCUUUUUCAAGUUUCUUGACAUUCUCUCUGCCAUCGCCCGGGUCGAAAACCCCGUUGAACCGCAAGUUCUUCCAGAGCCGUGGCCGGCGCGACCACUCAUGUUGGAACCAGCUGGUCGUGUUGUAACGGGUCCAUCUUUGGAGUCGCGAAUACUUGAUGGCCUGCUUUCCUCCAUGUGGCAAUGGGCAAACUUACAGCCAAGGGUUGUGGCUUGGAUAUCCAAAAUCGAAGCACAUAAACUCCUGCCACAGAAGGAAGCCGAUGUAUCCAAAGAGUUUAUCGACCUGAAAGUACAAGGCUUGGAUAUAGUUUGUGAAGUUACAUCAUUGCAGUCCCGUAUGAUCGCCAACCUCAUCCAGCUGUCUGAAGGGCCACAAGACGGGGUUUCUGCCAGCGUUAGUCCUUACUACAAUUGGGCCCUUACAGGGCUGUCUCACAUGUUUCAACACGAUGCGUGGCAGUCACUUAUGUGUGAUUUACCCGUCAUGUCUGAUGAGGUCCUGCAUCAGCAGGCUUUGGCUGUCCUCGGACAUGUCGAGGAGAUGAUCGAUAAACUAGGGCUCGACCUAGCCCUUUUCCUGCCAUUUGCCGACUUCGUCGGCUGGGAGAUGGUUACAGCGGCAGAGAAGCAGAGAAUGUUGAAAUUCCUCGACACCGUCCAGAGCCGUGGGUUCAAUGUGGCGGAUGAGUUUAAAGUGUACCUUUUGGGGAACUGGCAACCCAACCAACCACAGGCUUCGCAGAAAUUGCUUGGUAAAAUCAAAUGUUUAUAG